Messenger RNA from Nerophis lumbriciformis (worm pipefish), 522 nucleotides. The record is from RefSeq and is a predicted model, not a curated record. Lineage: Eukaryota; Metazoa; Chordata; Actinopteri; Syngnathiformes; Syngnathidae.
AUGUACAGCUUCAUGGGAGGGGGGCUGUUUUGCGCCAUCGUGGGGAACAUCUUGCUGGUGGUCUCCACGGCCACUGACUACUGGAUGCAGUACCGCCUGUCAGGCAGCUUUGCCCACCAGGGCCUGUGGCGCUACUGCAUGUCAGGAAAGUGCCACAUGCAGACGGACAGCAUUGCUUACUGGAACGCCACACGUGCUUUCAUGAUCCUCUCAGCCAUGUCCUGCUUCGCCGGCAUCAUCGCAGGGAUCCUGUCCUUCGCCCACUUCUCAGCCUUGGAGAGGUUCAACCGCUCCUUUGCUGCAGGCAUCAUGUUCUUUGUGUCAACGCUGUUCGUGCUGCUGGCUAUGGCGAUCUACACGGGGGUGACAGUCAACUUCCUGGGCAAGCGUUUUGGCGACUGGCGCUUCUCGUGGUCUUACAUUCUGGGAUGGGUGGCGCUGCUCAUGACCUUCUUUGCAGGUAUAUUCUACAUGUGUGCAUACAGGAUGCACGAGUGCAGAAGAGUGGCUGGCCCACGUUGA